CAGCGAGUCUAGGGAGGUGCAGUUCACAUACGCUUGUUAAACAGAUCAGUGACUGCAUAAAUAGAGGGCUGUUGGGAAUCUCUUAAUUUUUGCGAGAGCUCAAUGGCAAACAGUUCACAUGUUGAACACAACAUUUCCUACCUGUGCCAAACAACCGCUACAAGUGUAGUUCUGCCCAUUAUCUACACCAUCAUGUCUCUCACUGGCCUGCCUGGGAAUGCUAUUUCUCUUUGGGUGUUCAUGCACAAGAUUGACAUCAAAACGUCCACCCAUAUCUACCUGAUAAAUCUAGGGAUCUCAAACAUGUUGCUCUGCCUCACCAUGCCAGUCCAGGCUGCAUAUUACUCGCUUGGAAUCACAUGGGACCAACACAACACUAUGUGCCAAAUAGCAAUAAAUGGUCUUACUCCAGUGAUCCAUAUCAACAUCUGCAUUGGUGUGAUGAUAAUGAGCUGGGUGGCACUCAGUCGCUUUGCCUCACUAAUUCAACAUUCGCAUGCAGACCCAAGCCGGUGGCUCAAAGUUCUACCCAGAGCCUUCUUUUGUCGAAAACGGCAAGCAAAACUGGCCUAUGCACUUUGCCUAAUCACCUGGGCUAUUGUGGCCAUAGCAGUCACAUCCUUCGUGGUGCUGUACUCAAUCAGGGCUGGAAGCGAGAAGGACGGUGACGGAAAUGAAGUGUGUUACAGUGUGGCGGUGGAGGUUGGAGGGGAAGGAUCUCACGUCUUCGCGCUGGUGGCUGUUUCAUUGUUCUUCGUCUUCUUCCUGCUGGUCUUAAGCGCAUACAUGGCAGUGAUCAGGCACAUCUGGAGGUCCAAGAAAAGCACGAUCAUCUCUGACAGGCAGCGAGUCUAUGCAAGAGUGUUUCGGAAUAUCGUUGUCAUUAAGGUCGUGCUGGUGGUCUGUCUCCUGCCGUAUCACAUCUAUAAGGCCAUCUUCGUUAAUAUUGUCAAUGAGCAGUCUUGGACUACAUCACCCACAACAGAGGCUUGCCAUCCACUAUCCAUGUACGUGGAGGUAAAAAGCAUCCUCCUCUGUUUAGCGUCUCUGCGAUGUAGCACAGACCCCAUCAUGUACUUCCUGCUGGACAAGACGUUUCGUAACCAUGUACAUAGCCUGAUGAGAUUACGCGCUAACGCAAAAGACAGUCAGUCAUCAAAGUCGAAUGGAGGACAGUUAUCUCAGGCAACAACUGGGUGUCUUUAGACAUUACUUGAGAGGAUACUGUACGCUGACACAAAGGAGUCUCAUUGUGAACAAUGUUCCCUAACAGCUGAACAAUGUUUGGCCGCACACACCAAUAAGAAAGAGAAAGUGAAUGUGAUUCUCUUCAAUAGGUUUACUUCCACAUGUCCAUUGUUCUUCAGUAUUGACCUGAAGCUAUGAGAACCUUACACAGUGCUGAGAAAUGCUUUAUAAUAGAGGAUAUGCAGGCAGGCACAAUGUGAAACCCAAUGCAAACAAGUAAUCUUUCAAAUAGAAAAGUGACUAAUCAGACAAGAAUUGAUCUGAUGCUUCUGUUCCCACACCACUUUGAAUUGCUGUAUAGCUAUAUUGCUUGUGUAGCUAUGAAGAGAUCAGCAAAAAAAAAAAAAAAAAAAAAAUGCUGUCAUCAUUUACUUACCUUAAAGUCAUUCUGAACCUAUAUUACUUUUUUUCCUUUUGAAAUAUGUCUGCUUUUUUUUGUCCAUGUCCUGGUGACAUAUGCCAAAAUCCUUAAAUGAUUUAGUCCGCUUAAACCUAUCCCCCUUUUUUUUAUUCUGUUGCUAAUUAAAGCCAGUAAGUCAAACAAGUUUGGAAAGACAUCAGGGUGAGCAAAUGACAACAGAAUUUAGUUUGAGUGUGUGUAUGCGUGUGUGUACUAUCCCUUUAAUGUGAUUUCUUGCACAUUUAAAGCAUGCCACAUUAACUUUUAAUGAUUGUACUCACAUUUCAGGGUGUUUUUCAAAUAUGUUGUUAUAGGUCUUGCCCAUCCAUGACAACUUGUUUUUUGUUUUUUUAUUUGUUACAUUACAUAUAGUUUCCCGUUUCCAUUUGCAUGCUGGUUCUUGUGGUAUUGUGUUAUAAGCUUCCCAUUAGUUGUGAAAACUGUGCCUUUACAUUAUUUGCAGCACACUCAUAUGACUGUCAUAGGUAAUGAUGCAUGAUGGACAAGGUAUCCAUUUAUAUUUCUGAUAGAAGCAGCAUUAAAAACCACUACUUUAUAGACAGUAAAUAUUAAAGUCUCUCAGGAGCUUAAAAGUCUGCAUCAUUACUCCUAUAAAUAGCAAGAUUAUUUCCUACUUUGCUGUUGUGCUGUCAAUCUAAUCUCAGCAAGAUAGCUGGCUCCAUUAACCAUUUUUUUCAGAAUAUAGUCCAUCAAAUUAAAGAUCAAAUCGUAGGCAAACUGUAUCUAGAAAAUCAGAAAACCAUUUGCUUGGUGUAGCACCAUAUCAAUGGUACAUAUGCUAAACAUACAGAGCAAUUCAUGAAGAGCAAAGUAAAUGUAUAAUCAAGAUUAUUAAGAAAACCUCUGAAAAUGUUGCAGUGUUUACAAGUCAGCAAAUUCUCAGCAGAGACUGGUUUCUUGGCACUCAAAACUGCUGUUCCUUUCCUAUUCAAACUAAGCUGAAUGUGACCAAAUGCUCUGCUUAGAAUAGAAUAUUCUGUUUCCAGA
Pimephales promelas (fathead minnow) is the source of this 2656-nucleotide messenger RNA. RefSeq names its product G protein-coupled receptor 82 (gene gpr82). Gene Ontology annotation, cellular component: membrane. The record is from RefSeq and is a predicted model, not a curated record. Gene Ontology annotation, molecular function: G protein-coupled receptor activity. NCBI's taxonomy places the organism in Eukaryota, Metazoa, Chordata, Actinopteri, Cypriniformes, Leuciscidae. Gene Ontology annotation, biological process: G protein-coupled receptor signaling pathway.